AUGGCGACUGCAGGAGAAGAAGCUUCUCACGAAGAAUCCAACGAAAAUCAGGCUCAUCCUGAAGGUAGGAGGGCUGAAAUUUAUGUUUUUGUUAUCCUUGUUUUCAAAGAAGGUUUUUUCUCAUUACUUUGCGGCUCCUCUUUAUCAUAACUUCGAAUACUGCAGCGUGUUUGUGUACGGCCGUUCAAUUAUCUUUCGAGUUCGACCUUCGAUCUGUUAACUGUGUUUGUUUGCAAUGGAAUUCAGGGGAUAAGGCUGCUAGCACUACGGCAGUUAAUGCUGAUGCGGAAAUGCCUGAAACGAAAGAAAAUGGAGAGGCUGCAGUUAGUCAAGAGAAUUCUUCUGAUACUACUCAAGAUGAAGUUGUCAAUGAACAGGAACUUAAAUACUGGAAAGCUGUCAAGGAAAAUCCGGCGGACUUCACUAGCUGGACAUAUCUCCUACAAUUUGUGGAGCAAGAGGUAUGUAUUAAACACUUCUACUUUUGCUCUGAUCUUCAUCACUUGGAAAAAGCAACUGUUGUUAAACAUUAACAGCUGUUUUACAUAAUACUUUCGAUUCUUGAGCACGUUUUGCGAAUUCUGACAAAUCGUUCUCUUUGUCUAGGAUAAUUUUAGCCCUUUACUUGGAUAAAACCAUGCAAGUCAGCGUUUGUAGAAACUUCUGUUGGAGGUUAUUUCUUGUUGAUUGUUUUUCCAGCCUGCACUUUGUUUUGAUAUCAAAAGCCGAGUAAUUGCUGCUAACUUGGCAAUUGAUGUGUUUUUCUUACUUUAGAACAAGCUCUCUUCAGCCAGGCAAGCUUUUGAUGCUUUCUUCAAGCGUUAUCCUUAUUGCUAUGGUUACUGGAAGAAGUACGCAGACAUGGAGAGAAAGAAUGGAAACAUAGAUAAUGCCAAAGAGGUAAAAAAUGAAAUUUCUUGAAGCUAAUUUUAACUUUUGAUCGGCAAUUUUGGAUAAUGGCAUCAAACUGAUUUGCCUUGAGCUCCGCCUUCGCUUCCCAAACUACAACUGUGGCUUUGUUUCUUCAGUCAAAAGGUAGCAGCUUUCUUGUUCCUGAGAACCCGCUGGCGAGGACACUUUUUCACAUGUAGUAAUCAUUUUGUGGACAACUGUUCUAGCCACUGUUGGAGGUGGUCUCUGAUCCAUUAAUCAAUCAAUUAUUAUUUGGAAACUAGUUUUUAUUUUGACAGGCCUUGCAUAUUUCUCUUUUCAGGUGUUUGAAAGGGCCAUUGCUGCAAUCCCUCUAAGUGUGGAUUUGUGGGUACAUUAUCUGAACUUUGCUUCGCUGACUACCAAGGGUCAACUUGAUGGCCCACAGCUCAUGCGAAGGUAACUUUGAUCUGUACAGUUAAUCUGUACCUUUGUACUGAUAUUGACAGUCUAUCUGUUCUCCAGGAGUACCACUUUCAUCUCAAGACAUGACAAGCAUCAAAUAUAAAUGGUUGAAAUCCUAGAGAUGAGCGCACACCAAAGGAUUAUUCACCGUUGAUGAGUGUGUUUGUUUUCAAACUUUAAAAAGUUUUGUUUUUGAAUUUCUGAAUUUCAUUUUGGCAGUAAAUCUAACCCCCAUAAUUUGUUGUGCCAUGUGUUUCUUGUUAGUAACUCUCCAGUUAGGGUGGUAGUGUGCAUCGCAACCCAUGCUGGCCUCAGGCAGGUCAAUAUUGGUAUGGGGUACUUUCUGAUGGAAAAGGUAUUUUUUAUAGUUCAGUCCUCUUUUUAACAUUUUUAAAUCUACAAGUCAUGUUCUAUCUCCUUUAGGAUCAGUUUCCAUUUUUUUGCGCUUCUUUUGUUACUUUGUAGUUUAUUUGAGCGAGCUGUUUCUACUGCUGGUGAUGAAUUCAGAGCAGACAAGCUAUGGGAUGCUUACAUUGAGUGGGAAAAAAGCCAGGGCCAGCUGCAAAGGGUGACUGCCCUUUAUGAUAAAGUCUUCACAGUCCCAACACAGAAUUACACCCAACAUUUUGAAAAGUAAGAACUUCCAUCACCAGAUAUCAGUUUUCAAAGUUGUCAGAUUCAGAUAUCAGUUUUCCAUUUAGAAAAAAGUCCUGUCCAGUGGUCCAGGACAAAAAGACAUUGUUACUAGGAAAGUAACCUUUAAAGCUGACUUUCCCAGUGGGCAGCAGUCUAGGCAAAUCAUACUCUAAAGAAAAUGAUUAACUAAGAGGAGCAAAAUACAUGUACAAGAGCCACUUGCCCAAAGGACAAGCUUAAAGUUGUUUUUUUCUGUACAAAGUCCCAUGUGCUGUGGGAGAGCCAAGUGGCUGCAAGCUUUUCUCUUUCUUUCUUGCUCUGGAAAGCAAAGAAAUGGGAUAAUUUAAAAUAAAUAAGCCUGCAUAGCUUCAUAGGCACAGUCACAUGACUUGUAACUCUUAAGGGCCUGUUAGCUAAAUAAAGCAUUUCUAACAUUUUAGCAUUAUUAUUUUGGUCUAGUGAGUUCAAUAAUAAUUGAAAACUGUUUGUAUUAGAUGUUAUUCAUGACAGUGUGUAAUCUGUCUCCAGGUUUAAGCAGCACAUCAACUCUAACCCCAUAGCCGCAGUACUGUGUACAGAAGAAUUACUGAAGCUCAGAGCUGAAGUGGCAGCAGCUCCUCCCGGUGUAACCACUGCAGAAGCUGAGCCUCUGAUCAGCGUCGCUACAACAUCAACACAUCCACCAGGUAAAAAUACCAUGUUCAUGUCCUAACAAGAGCCAUUAAAAUUUACUUUUAGAUAGGGACUACUCUUUCCCAGGGUGCAAAGAAAAUCAUUUUUACAGCUUGCCAUUCGGGCAACCUGAAGCUAGCAUUUACUAGCCCAGACGUCAUUUCAACUAGCCCCAAAAUCUUUUUGACAAGCACAAUUGUAUUCACAGUUUUUCUGUUAUUCGAAUUCUUCAAAAAACAUCACUUGCCCAUCGGUCAAGUUAAAAACAGAAUUCACUGAGGCAAAAUCCACUUUACUGAUUUAUGAUUACUGCUAUUUUACAAAGUGCAGUGAUUUUACUGCAAAUAGUUAUGGUGAGUCCUGAGACUCAUCUUGUGAAAAGUCAUGAGUCCCAGUCCAGAACCAAUGAGUCCUAAAUUGAAAAAGCUUGGGCCUUCAUUUAACCUGGCAGUCUGACUCCAAAACUCUGUAUCACAGUUUACUGAACCAAGAAUAAAAAUAGAAGGCGGCACCCGCGAUAAUUUUGGGAUUUAUAGCUCCUUUUGUUUAAGUUUUUCUUUGAACACCUCUGGCUUUGCUGAAGAGCCUCCUACUUUAUCAGUGAUCACCUCCUACUUAAAAAUCUAUUGAGAACCCUGGAAUAAUUAUACUCCUUUUAUUGAAAGCACAACAGAGACUAAAAGAAACAUGAAUUGCUAAACAAUAGCCUUGAGAACAGCCACCAAAAUCACAAAAACAAGGUAUUUUAUGAAAACAUCUCAAGUUCUAUCUUUGCGUCCUACAUGGACUUAUGCCAUGAAUUAUUCUGUGUCUUUGAGGAUUUUUAUGCGUCAGGGACUUACGACGCAGAGGUAACAAAAUCACAGAGAAUGAUGAUAAAAGGAUGUGGCAACUUUACUAGUAAAUGUGUCUGUUCAGUGACUCUUUGCUCAGUCCCUGUUGCCUAUAACAUCUGUAUUUGUCUGCAUUUAUUUGACCACUGCUCUUUUGGUGGGUAGAGGUAAAGCAGAUCUACUUCCAUUUGCUUUGAUUCCACAUAAAGUCUUUGCAGUGUUGACAUGGGAAAUAGAAUGCAGGGAAGGGGCUAGGGAGAAUUGGAACAGCAAGGAUAUUACCAUCAGAAAAUAAAAGCACAUAGCAGGUGUUAGGCAACUUGAGUUACUACAGAAUUGCAGACAGGUGGUGUAAUGAAGUUGUUCUAAUUUUUCUUGUGGUUGUUAACUAUCUGCUAUAGGUGUAGAUGGAGAUUCAGAAGCUGAUGAAGUUGCACCAGGUACGGAGAACCUGUGUGCUCCUGGAGCAGAAAGCUCCGUCUCUGCACAGGUGAGGCACAUGGUUAAAUUGUAUGCUUUGUCUGUAGGUAACAUGAUCAAUUUGAAUCGAUUGUUAGCUUUUUACAAAGCUUCAGUGUACCGUAAACGCUAGCUAUUGAAAAAACACUAGAACUUCUUGGCAUUGACUCGGUGCAAUUUUGGUGGCCAGUUUUUUUUUGUACUUGACAUGGCAGCCAAAACGGGUUGCAGCUUGGAGCACUGUUUUUAAUAAGUACUCUGUAUUCUUGCUAGAAUGAUGCUGAGACCGUUGCCAUCCGAGAGAAAGUAAUAGCAGCUAGGCAGAAGGUAUUUAAUGCUUUGGAAGAGGAGGUGCGAAAAAGAUGGCCAUUUGAAGAAGCCAUUAAAAGGCCCUACUUUCAUGUUAAGCCAUUAGAACGUGUCCAACUUAAGAACUGGAGGGAAUACCUUGACUUUGAACUAAGCAGUGGGGAUCAUAGAAGAGUUGUUAUUCUCUUUGAACGUUGCGUAAUUGCAUGUGCAUUGUAUGAAGACUUUUGGCAAAGGUUUGCCACUUACAUGGAGGGACAUGGUGUUGAAAAAUGUCGACAUGUCUAUGAGAGAGCCUGUACGAUACAUCUGCCAAGGAAACCUUCUAUCCAUUUAGCGUGGGCUGCAUUUGAAGAACAGCAAGGUGGGAUGACAGAUUUUAAAGGAUGUGUAUUUAUAAGGCAAUGUCACUCAGGAUUAUGAGUAACCUGCAAUCAGCCCAGCCUUCUUCCCGAUUGUUUCUUAACAGCAAGCUUAGGUUAGCUAGGUCUUAAAACACAAAAAUAAAAACUUUUUAGUGAAUCAAGUCAACAAUGCACAGAGAAAAACCUCGACAGCUGCUGAGGACGAGUUGAUAUUCGUCUUCAGUAACUCUUUCUUGCUUGGACCAGGCAGAAUUUGAUUUGAGGAGCAUUCACCGCUUGCCUGGACAGUAGAUAAAUUCAACUAGCUGCCUUCGUUAUAACACAAAAUAAUGAUGACACAUGCCUUGUUUUGGUGGCAGCAGACCACUUGUGAAAUAAAAUUAUCGGGCAUUUUUUCCCCCCAUUCUCCGAAAAAAAAGGGCUAGAUUAUAGGGGUAACUUGAAUAUAUUUCAAACCUUUAUUUUCAAUAGCCAUUGUGAAUUAUUUUAUAAAAUAGUUCUAAAUAACUCAAAUUAAAUUUUGGCGUAUUUUCUUUCUUUGCAUUGACCUGUUCAUGACAAUAGAUUCAUCGUAUGAGUGUGAGCAAUGAGCAUGCUGUUUGUGUUUCUAGGAAAUGCUGGCAAGGCAUCUGAGAUCCUUACUGAAUUGGACAAGGGAGUACCAGGGAUAAUUAUGGUAAAGCUAAGAAGAAUAAAUCUUGAAAGAAGAAGAGGAAACACUGAUGCUGUGUCUGGGUUAUAUGAAGAAGCUAUGAUUGAGACAAGUGAUCAGGAACUUGCAACAUUUUUUGCCAUUAGAUAUGCAAGAUUCUUAGCUAAGGUAUCAUGUACAGUUGAACCCUUUAAGCCCCAAGUAUCCACACACAAAUUCUCCAAACUGAUCUCUAUACAUUUCCUUAAAGAAUGAGUUGAGAGAAUUUGAUAAAAGAUCAAGGCAUUUUCUCUUUGGUGAUCAUUUUAUUAAUUCUCAUAACUUAUCUCUUGAGAGUGUAUGGAUAUUGUUUGGAGAAAUUUGAUCUUGGUCACUAUUGGGAAUUAAAAAAGGGUUAAGGUGACACUCGACUGUUUGUACACAUGCCAUUGUUCUAAGUUGUGCGCCUAUAUUUGGGAUACAUACAUGCAGUUUGUAAGACAGAGGUUUUUUAGCAUAAAAAUGGAACAUUAAUUUGAUAUUGGCCUUUGUUGUAUACUGGUAACCUACCUCAACCCUAGGGAUUUGUUUUCCAACCCUGUGGCUGUAGGCUUCUCUCCUGCCGCUGCCACCAUAUUGGAUAAUGAGGAGACCUUGUGGUUGAAGUUGAUUGGUGACUUGGUUAUUAGAUUUUUUUAUCAUUGUAGGUCUUGGGUGAUGUUGAAAAGGCCCGGACAGUACUGAAAGGUGCUUUGGAGAAAGAUAAGGUAAGGUUGAUGUUCUGAUCAUCACUGUUGCUUCCUGAAGACAUGAUUUAUCAGGUUUUAUUGCAAGUAGAGCGGGCAACCUUUGCUAGUGAUUACGUCUGCCCUGUGACUCUUCACUCGUUCCCUGUUGCCAACAGUAAAAAGCAUAAAGCAAUGUCCUGCUGAUUCUCAUUGGUUAUUUUGAGACAAUCUUUUGCUAUCUGCAACAGUGUUGACCUUGACUUCCCAUAUUUUCAUUUAUUUUAAUUUUAAAUUAUUGCAAGACUGCACAUUUGUGCUUCACUGAAAAACACAGAGAAUGGUUUUCUGGUUCAUUUUUGUAGCUUUUAAAAGAUGAUUAUGAAACCCUUAUUUAAGAAGCCCGUAACUGUCAUUACCUUGACCACUUUUUCUGGUGGAAAAGAUCUUCUAUUCAAAGCUUUGAUCAGUGCUCUUAAAGGUUAAGCAUGAACCCUGGACUUGCAUCUUAAAAUUUAGCAGUCACUGGGCAGUGAGGGCAAUCUUUGUUCCUAACCCAAAUUUAGAAUUUGUCUUUAAUUUCUUAACUGUGCACAGGGUAACAAGAGACUAUACCUCCAGCUGUUGGACCUGGAACUAAGUACUUACCCAGUAAAUGAAGAAAAAAUCGAGGAAGUAUUUGACCUAGUCAAAGACAGUGAAUUGGAUUUAGAAACAAAGCAAGGAUUUUCCCAGCGAAGAGUUGAGUUUCUUGAAGAUUUCAGCAGUGAUAUUUCAAAAAUAAUGGCAGCUCAGGAGAAUCAUGCCAAGUUGUACAAAGGCAAGUCUGCUUUGAUCUCCUUGAGCAGCAGAAAGAGAUCACAAGAAGUAGAUGGGUAAGUUCUCAAACUAGCUAGUACGACUGCAUAGUACUGCAUAGUAAUAUUUUUCUUACGGUUCCUCAGCAGCUAUCUGGCAACCUACCGCUAGUGGAUGUGUCCUAUCCAUGACGUUUCACUCGUUCCCUGUUGCCAAGAGAAAUCGCAUAUUGCAAUUCUGAAGCUCCCCUGUCUUUGGGGGUUGAAUUUUGUUGUGAUGUGCCACAAUAAUCCUUGUUUUAAUUAUGUUAAAUUGGGUUGAUACAAACAGCACAUAAUGCUCCUAUGCAUUAUGUGCUUUUUAACACACAAUGCCUUGGUAGUGAUCUGCUUUGUUUUAUCCCAAUUAUUUAUUAAAACCUUACCCUCAAUUUAAAUACCAAGGUUGUUCUCUGAGAAAAAUGAUUAUCGGUUGUCAAAAAGUUCUGCAUCUAUGAAAUCUAGGGUGCUUAGCAUUAUGUAACAUGUAUUUCUGGUACAAAAUUGAAGAUUUUCCUGACAGCCUCCAUAAGACAAUGCAAGUCACUAGGGGACCCUGAGUACUGCUAUAGCACAGCUCUGAAUAAGAGUAUAACUUCUGCAAUGCAAUGUUCUCCACAGACAAUUAUUGACAAGAAACUGCUAAUUUUGGGGGGCGAUCAUUCUCUUUAUUUUCAAGACCUUUAUACUUGAUUAUGCAAUGACAUUUUCUUAUGGGAAAUAAGAUGCUGUUAGGUUAAUGACAGAUGUUUUCAAUUUAUAUUAUAGCUCGGAUAUAAAAUCCAAGAUGGCCAAAAGUGAAGAAGUACCAGCAGACAGCAGCCAGCAGGUGACAAGUGGAGCAUUGACUGAUGUUGGGGCUUACGACCCUUCCUACUCAUCAGCUGCUGCCUACACUGCAGCUGCUUCUGCUUACAGCUAUGCCACACCUCAGAGCCAGUGGGCAGCUUAUUCUGCAGCUCACCCGGUAAGAUCUUAUACUGAAUGAACUUUAUGUGUUUGGGUCUAUUAGUUCUUAUUACAGUAAAUCCUCUAUUAAGUCUCCAGGGGGGCUUAUUUAUUUCAAACACAUUUGAGGAGGUGCUUAAUAGAGACAGGGAAGUUUAUAUUGUUUAGCAAAGACGACGGUAUCAAGUGGAAAAGCUCAGGUACAAGAAGUUGGAGGGCAUGCAGCUGAGGAUCCAACACAAAUCCAAACUUCCAGCUGGUGCAUAAACCAUCCUGGAUCAGGGCAGAUGAAGUUUGACAGUAGUCCACUAAUAAGUUUUAUUAGUGGUUAAUAAGGGAGGAGGGGAGGGGGAAGGCCUAAAAGAGGGGGGCCAUAUUAACUUUCUUCCCCUGAAAAAGGAGGGUUUAUUGAGGAGGGAGGGGUUAACAGAGGAUUUACAGUAACAAUGAAGGGUUUCCCUUCAAGGGUUUUCCUUCAUUGGCAACCUUUGCUAGUGAACACGUCUGAUCAGUGACUGUUUGCUCGUUCCCUGUUGCCAACAGCAACUGUACUGUUCUGCUAUCCAUUGAUCUCUGCUCUGAUGAUGAGCAGACUGAUGAAGCAGAUGUAUUGCCAUUGCUUCCAAAAGCUCUUUUUUCUUCAAAGAACACUUUCAUGGACAAGUGAGUUCCCUUUAAAGACCCUUUUAUUCCCAAGCCAUUUGUUGAUGUUUAACAUUAAAUAAGUCAUCUGAUUUAACCCUGUGGUGUGACUAUUCAAAUCAUGCAUUUUUUUUAAUUUUGGCUUCCAUUCCUCCUGUUUUCCUUGUAGCAAAAUUCCUCAUGAAUAUGUUGUUGUCAUUUGUUCCAGAAUGCUUACACUUACAGUCAGUGGUAUCAACAGUAUGGGGCAGCAUAUGGACAUGCACACCAGACUGCCACACAAUAGAAAACACUUGCAGGCAUGCACUGUUGACAGACUACACAUCAGUUAUAGCUCGGAAGGCUAAAAACCAGACAGCAAAGCUUGUUGCAUGUUUUGCCGUGUCAGAAUUUUACAACUGCAUUGGUGUCCAAGUCAGUUUUGGUUCACUAGGUGAAAGCUACACAGUCAGCUGUCAUGUGUCACACAUCUUAGAACAAUGAACAGUGAAAAUGUCUAGUUCAUAGCAGGGGCAAACUAUCAGGGUUCUUUAUAUUGUUCGGUAAAUAAUACUUCUAGUUAUUUGGUCCCAUGGCUGUAAUGUGGUAGUUUGUGCUAGCAGUAUUGACAACUAUGUAAGGAUACGAGGACUGGCUGUUUGUUCUAGAUGUCACGGAAGUUGCCUUGGCCCUCGAAACAAACUUAAAGUAAAGUGUUGAAAGCAGCAUUAUUUAUUCCAGGUAAAAACUAGAAACUAUUGGAACAUUCAUAAGACAGUGUAGAGGCUGC
Messenger RNA from Porites lobata, 9160 nucleotides. The record is from the annotation of a GenBank genome assembly. Lineage: Eukaryota; Metazoa; Cnidaria; Anthozoa; Scleractinia; Poritidae.